AUGUUGCCAUAUGCUUUGUUGGGUUAUCGAAUGACUGUUAGAACGUCGAUUGGAUCCACUCCAUAUCUGCUAGUAUAUGGAACAGAAGCAGUCAUACCUGCUGAAGUUGAGAUACCGUCUUUGAGAAUCAUCCAGGAAGCUGAGUUGAGUAAUGCUGAAUGGGUGAGCAAGAGAAUUUACCAAUUAACAUUGAUUGAUGAGAAGAGAAUGGUUGCCGUUUGUCAUGGUCAACUAUAUCGACAGAGAAUGAUUCGUGCUUUCCACAAGAGAGUCAGAGCCAGAAUUUUUGAAAUCAGUCAGUUGGUACUUAAGCGCAUUUUUCCUCAUCAAGAGGAGUACAAAGGAAAAUUCGCACCAAAUUGGCAAGGUCCUUACAUGGUUCUCAAAGUAUUAUCUGGAGAUUCUUUGGUCCUAUCGGAUAUGGAUGGCAUCAGAAUGAACACUUGGAGAACUAAGGGUCUGAGGACGGGAGCAGCAGCAGCUAGGGGUAAUCAGAAUCCACCCCAGGCUCCAGCUGAAGGAGUGGUCAUGCCGGUUAACCCAGCUGGGUUGACUGAUGCUGAGGCUCAGGCUAUGACUACCCAAGUCAACCGGCAGGAUAUUCAGAGGAAGAACCCACUGGUUCGCAGCAUGGCUGACAGACUGUGA
Molecule: messenger RNA, 648 nt
Organism: Solanum pennellii
Lineage: Eukaryota; Viridiplantae; Streptophyta; Magnoliopsida; Solanales; Solanaceae
Exons: 3
Coding region: 1-648 (215 amino acids)
Source: RefSeq, a predicted model, not a curated record